Messenger RNA from Debaryomyces tyrocola, 625 nucleotides. The record is from the annotation of a GenBank genome assembly. Lineage: Eukaryota; Fungi; Ascomycota; Pichiomycetes; Serinales; Debaryomycetaceae.
AUGUUUGCCUCUACCAUCCGUUCCGCUUUAAGGGCCAGAGUUGCCACUCCAAGAAUUUCUAAUGUCGUUAAAACUAAUGUUGGUAUGACCAGAAUUUCAAUUCCACACAUGAGAAAUUAUUCAUCCCACCAUGAAGAAACUUUUGAAGAAUUCACCGCUAGGUAUGUAUAUAAUCGGAGCACAAGUGAAAGAGGAGUUCAGAUGACCCUUUUUAGGCAUCAAUUCGAAGAUACGCUCGGUAAAUAGCAAUCGUUACCCAGCCAUCGAAUUGAGUGAAAAAUUAGUCGUGACGACUUCAACGACGCCCACAGCCGUAAGGAACCAUUACUAACAUCAUUUUAGAUACGAAACUGAAUUUGAAGAAGCUUACGAUUUAUUUGAAGUCCAGAGAAUUUUAAACAACUGUUUUUCAUACGAUUUAGUCCCAGCACCAGCUGUUAUCGAAAAGGCUUUACAAGCUUGUAGAAGGGUUAAUGACUACCCAACCGCCGUCAGGACCUUUGAAGCUUUAAAGCACAAGGUUGAAAACAACGAACAAUACGAAGCCUACUUAGAAGAAUUAAAAGACAUUAGACAGGAAUUAGGUAUUGACUUAAAGGAAGAUUUGUAUGCUGGUGAAAAUUAG